Molecule: messenger RNA, 4287 nt
Organism: Monosiga brevicollis MX1
Lineage: Eukaryota; Choanoflagellata; Craspedida; Salpingoecidae
Exons: 21
Coding region: 1-4287 (1428 amino acids)
Biological process (GO): steroid biosynthetic process
Molecular function (GO): glycosaminoglycan binding; N-acetylglucosamine-6-sulfatase activity; 3-beta-hydroxy-Delta5-steroid dehydrogenase (NAD+) activity
Source: RefSeq, a predicted model, not a curated record
AUGGCCAUGGGUGCAGCCCACUAUGUCGUAUGCACCUCUGACCGCAAGCUCUACACCUGUUGUGUGGACGGCUGCACCGGGACCGGCGAGAACAGCGAGGACCUGACAGAGACCACCGACGAGGCUGGUCGCAACGUGCUUGAUAGCCAUGGCAACGUCAUGACGCCCAUCCCCGUCCCCUUCUUCAAAAAUCAGAUUGUGACCGAGGUUGCCUGCGGUGACCGACAUGUCAUGGCGCGUCUGGAGAACCAACUCUACGCGUGGGGCUGUGGCGAGUACGGCCGCUUGGGCUUGGGUGACGAAGAUGACCGGUUCGAGCCCACGCUGGUUCCUCUCCAUGGUGACAUAACCAUUGCACGUUUGGCCUGCGGGCCAGAAGCCACUAUCCUGGUCACCGACACAGGGUAUCUACUGGCGGCCGGGCACAAUGUCAGCAAUCGCUUUGGCCUCAACGCGCCCAUUACCGUCAUUUCAAAGUUGCGAAAAACCCACGGUGCCACCGAAUCGGGGGAAACCGCGGGCUCGAUGACAAGCCUCUCGUUGCGCUGUCAAGAUGAUCGCCGCCUGACCAAAGCGCCGCCCUCUGUGUUUCUGCAGGUGGCCAUUGGCAAUGAGCACAUUGCCAUGGUCGAUCGCCAGGGCCGGAUUGUGACUUGUGGCAGCAAUCUGUACGGCCAGCUUGGCACGCCUGACAAGCGGGCACAUGGGGAUGGUCCUCGGCUUGUGCGUCAUCUACUUCACACAAAGGUACGUCCAGCCCGUGACGCUCGUCGGAAGUCGCUGGAACAGAUGCGCUUUUGCGUCUGCACGAUUGAUGCACACAACGUGGUGACCGUGGCAGCGCAUGGCUCGUCAUCCAUGGUGCUUGCACGACAAGUCGUCUCGCAAGUUGAGAUGCGACACUCGUCUCUCUCUUCCUCGCUGUCACAAUCGGUCUUCAACAUGAGCCUUGAAAGCCACAAUUCGUUUUUCGGGGACGACGAGGAGAGUCUUGGCGGGGAAGAGUCAGAGGCCGAGCCCGAGCUCGUGGAGGCCAGUCCUCGUCCAACGGAGACCACGAAUACUGAGCCGCAGACUGCCAAUGCCUCAGACACUGAGACGUCAAGCUGGGAUCAUAGUGGGGCAAUUCCAGCCUGGCUGGCCCAAGAACUCGCGCGCGAACGCCGGGACAGUGCUGCUAUGGACCGUUCACGCGAAAGCGACGUCCAAGCGAUGGUCAAGCACGUGGUGCUGACCCGGCAAGAGUCUGAUCCCUUUCCCAUGAUGCCAGCUCAAGCGCCGCGCAAGGCUGCCACCGAUGCCCAUGGUAUCCCAGGCUCCUACCCGGACAGCGACAGUGACAGUGAUGGCGACGAAAGCCUGCCUGACUGGCUACGUAACGAGAUGGAUUGCGAGUAUAUUCCAUCGGAUCGUUUGGCCCAGCGCAAACACUCCAGCUCCAGCACAUCGUCAUUGAGUGUGCCUACGCGCCGACCAACCGAGGUGCUCAACGCCACAAUGCCACUCAGCAUGCACCAUGAUUCUACAUCAGCCCACGACCCACAGCCCAGCCCACUGUCGGCCCCAGCUCCGAUGCCAACCGCGAGCGCCGGAGGAGCUGCACUUGCCGAUCUCAUGGGACCCGAACCCAAGCUGGGCGGUCUCGAGAGCCUGAGUUGCAUCGUCAGCGUAUCGCAGAGCGAUGGCUGCCGGUUUCCAACGAAGCGGUCCGACCCAGACAUGAACAUGGCCUACAUUUCGCAGCCAAAGCUUCAGGAGCUCAUCAUGAGACAAGGCGUGAGCAUGGCGGCCAUGAUGGCGUCUACACCCGUGUGCUGCCCCUCACGCAGUGGCAUCCAGACUGGACGCUACAUCCACAAUGUGCCGGCUAAAAACAACAGCAUUGCUGGCAACUGCUCGGGCCCACUAUGGCGCGAAAAUGCCGAGAAAAAAAACUUUGCAACCUACCUUCACGCAGCAGGGUUGGUGCCCCCUUGGUCCAUGGGCUUUGAACCUGCUCACGAUAUCGGACGCUUGGUGACUUUCUUGAACUGGACGAUGCAUUGCGUUCCAUUCAUAGAUACAAGACGCAUUACAGUGGCAAGUAUCUCAACACCUAUGGUACUGACGCCGAUGGCGGCGUCAGCCUUUUUCCCCCCGGCUGGACUGACUGGCAGGGCCUCGUCGGCAACUCGUACGUCGUCUUUCUUCCCUGAGAUGCUGCCAUCCGCCUUUCUUCUCCACUCACAAGCCAUGCUCGGACAUUGGGAUAGAAUUUACUAUCACUACACCAUCUCCAACAACGGUCAAGCAGAGAAGCACGGUGACGACCCCGAGGCCGAUUACCUGCCCAAGGUGCUGCAGCGCAAGGCCAUGGCGUUUUUGGAAAAUGUCACCUCCAGCGACGAUAAUGCACCAUUCUUCAUGAUGGUGGCCACCCCAUCCUGCCACGAUCCGACUGAACCAGCCGCCGAAUAUGCGGGCCUGAUGGUCAAUGCCACAGCUCCUCGCACGCCCAAUUACGGUGGUUUUGCCAGCGACAAGCAUUGGUAUGCGGCUCAACAAAACUGCGCCGCUGGUCACUGCGAUGGCUACACCAAGCAACAGGAGGCUUACAAUGAUCUGCAAUACCGUCGCCGUGCCCUCACCUUGAUGUCGGUUGACGAUAUUGUGGGUAACAUCACCUUUUAUCUUGAAAGCAAGCGCUUGCUCGACAACACGUACAUUUUCUACAGCUCGGACCACGGCUAUCAUUUGGGCCAAUUUGCGUUGAUGAAGGACAAGCGCAAUCCUUAUGAGUCGGAUAUUCGCAUUCCAGGUCUGGCGCGCGGCCCUGGCAUUGCCCCAGGCACCAUCCUCAACGAUCCUGUGACGUUGGUGGACUUUGCGCCAACUUUCCUGGACAUUGCGGGCAUUCCCAUUCCCGACACUAUGGAUGGCAUCUCCAUGCUGCCGGGUCUACAUGCUGCUGGUCAGCAAGGCCGGGAGCCUCUCCGCGUCGACUUUUUGGUUGAGUAUCAUGGUGAAGGCAUCAGCGCGACAGCCGAAACCAACGUCUCGCAAUGCAAGGUGGCUGAUAUGUUCUGCUCCAACGCAGACACACAUUGUGCAGCAAACAUGGACAGCACAUAUUUGUGGGCUGCCGCCGGGCUGGCUGCGGUCGGCUUGGCUGCCAGCAAGCUGAAGAAAACGUCCAAAGACCCCGCAUUCAAGACGGGUGGUCAUGGAUCGCUGGGCUCCAACGUCGUUGAGGCACUCUUGGCCCGGGGUGAGACGCACAUUACCGUCGUCGACAUCCAGGAUUCCUCGCUCUUUGAGGCUGAGCGCGCCGACGGCCGGGUGACUUUCCGUCAAUGCAACCUGUGCAAGCCCAGCGAAGUGCACGAGGCGCUGCAGGGUGCAGAUGUCGUGAUUCACACCGCCGCAGCCGUCAACUAUUGGUCUCGCUUUGAUUUUGAAUAUGACGCCAUCAAGGCCAUCAACUAUGACGCUGCCUGCUCGGUCAUUGAUGCCUGCCUCCAGCAUGAUGUCCGUGUCCUGGUGCACAUCUCCUCGACCUCCGUCGUGGUGACGCCAGAGACUUUGAAAGCCGGCACGCUGUGCAAUCUCGAUGAGGACAACACUGAGGCUGUUACCAAGGGGCCCUUUGUCUGCCACUACGUUAAGACAAAGGCCAUGGCUGAGCGCGCGGUGCUGGAAGCCAAUGGUACUGGACGCUUGCACACCGUCGCCGUUCGCCCAGGGGGUAUUUAUGGGCCCCACGAUCGACUCUUUUUGGGCACUAUCUACACCAACCAGCCUGGUUUGUCGCCCAGUGACAACGAGGUGACUGCUCAUACGUACUCGGAGAACAUUGCCCAUGCCUGUCUGUUGGCCAGUGACGCCAUUCUUCAGUCACCGGCCGCCCGCUGUGCUGGAAAGGCCUACUUUGUGACUGAUGAGCCCAAUGCUGGCGACGAGCCGAUGAAGACUGGGCCAUUCUACAAUCGCCUUUAUGCGAUGAUGGGCCACAAGCGUGAGAUUGUGCCAGAUUUUGUGCGCAACACCCUGCCGGGCCUGGUUGACAACUUGAUUUGGCUCACAAAGGGGGCUGUUGGUCCUCACCUGGGUGACUUGGCCAAACUGCGGACUUCGGUGGUGCUUCUGGCCUCGAACAAUUUUUACUUUCGGGAUGACAAGGCACGCCGCGACUUUGGAUACAAGCCGCGAUACACGCAGAGCCAGGCCAUGGAGCGAACCACGGCCUUUUGGCGCAAGGAGCUGCAAGCCAGCGGCUUCCCCGUACGCGACCCAUUGCCGCUCGAGUGA